GGGUUACACGGCGAGCCGGCCAUGCAGCGACUCGUCGCUUUUCUGCUGUGCGCGACUGCCCUCGUCGGUGUCCCGUCGCAAGGUGCAAGUGCAGGCCCCCGGCUGAACAAUGGCCGGCUUUACCGAUUCCACUACAAUGUGGAGCUUGGCCUGAACCGACCCAGGGCAUCUGCCAGGGGGACUGCUGGCUUCCAGAUCUCCAGCGAUGUAGACAUCAGCCUGACCUGGAGGAACCCAGAGAACCAGGACGAGCAGCUGCUCCGUGUCCAGAUCUCAAAUGUUCAGCUGCAGAGUGCAGUUCAACGCUCGGGUAAGAACAACAUCUUCCAUGGUUCUACAACAGAGAGCAUUCUGGGUAGAGAAAAGCUGGAGGCACUGCAGAGACCCUUCAUGUUGCUCUGGAAGAUGGGCAAGGUGCGAAGCCUCUACACAUACAAGGUGGAACCUGUGACCAUCAAGAACCUUAAGAGGGGUGUGGCCAGUAUGCUAAUGAUGCAGCUCAAAUCUGGAAAGAUGGUGGAGGCUGAUGCUUCAGGAAAGUGCUUAGUUGAGUACAAGGCUACAAAAAAUCAGGUGAUCCGCACAAAACACAUGGAGAGCUGCAAAACCCAAGAGACAGGAUUCACUAGUCACAGCCAGGUUCUGGGUGUGAAUUGGAAGUCAAACGCAGUAACAGUUAUCACCCUGGAAGAUGGCUUCAUGAAAUCUGCUAUUGCCGAGGAACUGCACGUCCUAUCCAUCAACAGUCGCCAUUCAACCGCCACUAAGAUCCUGUCCAGGCAGUCUCUGUCCCUGUGGGAGGUGACCACAGGACCGGAGGAAGAAGCCGGGAAAGACGCCGUACGUGUGGUGAAGCAAGUGGAUGCAAAGCUCUUCUCUGUGGGCGUGGUCACGGAAAAGGGAAAGACACGGUGUAAAGGAUGCCCCUCCCUGGUGGACACAUGGAGAGCAGUGCGUGGUCACUUGGAGCCAGACUACCUGUCAAAGGCAUCAGCACCACGCAGCUUCCUGUCCCUGAUCCACAGUCUCCGCAACACCGCCAAGGCUGACAUCCUCAGAGUGCUUCGCAACUGCAGCAAGACAUCACUCCCUCAGCUGGUGGAUGCGGUCACCUCUGCUCAGACUCCUGCUUCUCUCUCGGCCAUGCUGGAGUUCCUGGACUUCCAUAAAGCGGACGGUGUGGUCCUGCAGGAGCGUUUCCUGUACGCCUGUGGCUUUUCCUCCCAUCCCACCGAGAGUAUGCUUCAGGCCCUACUGGAUAUCUCUAAAGGACCGAUUGCCAGUAUGGAGAUAAAGGAGUCUGUUGUGAUGAUCAUGGGAGCACUGGUCAGAAAACUGUGUCAAAAAGGAGGAUGUGACCUACCAGCAGUCGUUACGGUGCGGGAGCUACUCUUGGCUGGGCCAGAGAGCACACAGGACGAGGCGCAAGUGCAGAUGUAUCUGCUGGCUCUGAAGAAUGCCCUGCUUCCUGAGGCCGUGCCCCUGCUCGCCCGGUUCGCAGAGUCAGAGACAGGCACUUUCAGCACCACUGCCAUCACGGCACUGCAGAGAUAUGGCCCAGAAUUCAUCACGCCCGAGGUGAAACAGACUCUGAACCGAGUGUACCAUCAGAAUCGCAGAGUGUAUGAGAAGAGUGUGCGCUCGGCGGCGGCGGACAUGAUCCUGAGUGGCACGCCUUCAUACGCCGAGGUGAAGAACCUGCUGCUCUCCAUCGGUCACCUUCCCCAUGAGAUGAACAAGCACAUGCUCUCCAAAGUGGAGGACAUCCUGCGCUUCGACAUGCCUGCCAGUAAACUGGUGCGCAGAGUCCUGAAGGACAUGGUCGUUCACAACUAUGACCGUUUCUCAAAGGUCGGCUCUUCAUCUGCAUACUCUGGCUACAUGACACGCAGCACUGAUGUCACUUCCACCUACAGCUUGGACAUCCUGUACUCAGGCUCUGGAAUCCUCAGGAGGAGCAACAUGAACAUCUACGGCCAGAGCAACAGCGCCCUCUUACAUGGACUGCAGGUGGCCAUCGAAGCCCAGGGCCUGGAGUCUUUAAUCGCCGCCACAGCUGAUGAGGGAGAGAAGGACCUGGAAUCAUUUGCAGGAAUGUCAGCGAUCCUCCUGGACGUGCAGCUGCGCCCCGUGACCUUCUUCAAGGGUUACAGUGACCUGAUGGCCAAGAUGUUCUCCUUGUCAGGAGACCCCAUUAACGUGGUGAAGGGGCUCAUACUGCUGACAGACCACUCUCAGGCAAUCCCUCUGCAAUCCGGUCUGCGGGCCUCUGUUGAGUUCCAGGGCGGAUUGGCUGUUGAUAUCUCUGGAGGCAUGGAGUUUAGCCUGUGGUACAGGGAAUCCAAGACCAGUGUUAACAACAGGGGCGCCAUGGUGGUAGUGGGGAAUGUGACGGUGGAUACAGACUUCUUGAGUGUGGGGAUUGAGGUGAGCUUCGAGAUGGAGGCAGCGCUCGACUUCAUCACCACCGUGCAGUUCUCGGAGUACCCCUUCCUCGUCUGUAUGCAGAUGGACAAGAAAACCUUCCCGUUUAGGGAGGCCGUGUCUAAAGUGGAGAAGCUGUCCUUGGGAGAACCCUUCACCCGGCGGAGGAGCAGGGAGCAGCUGGUGCCUGGUUCAGAGUUCCCUCUCCAUCAGGAGAACUCCAACAUGUGCAGGAAGGUGUUUGAGAGUGAGUGGUAGAGCCAGGGGUUGGCAGAGCAGCUAAAGAGCUGCGCUGUACUGCCUCAGGGUCUCGGGGAGAGCAAACGUGGUUUCUUGCACACGCUGUGACUGUACUUUAACUUUUUUACUCUAAUUAAACAGCCUUUUUUUAUACACUAAACUGAGUGUGCUGCACUCUUCAGUGAGGUUAGGUUGGUUCUAUAUAUGUAUACUUUGAACUGAUAAAGAAAUAGCUCAACACAAAAAAAUGCUAGCAAGGCCAGCAGCGAGUUAAAGACUUCAGUAUGGUCGCAGUGGCGUAAUGUUUGACUAACGCUGCGAGCUAUUUUUGCUGUCUGUCUUGACAGGAUCAUUUUAGCUGAACAGUUCUUAUAACAAUAAAUAUUCAAGGCUUACUCUUUUAGGUCUCAGUGCCCCUAUGCAGACAUUAUACAAGUAUUGGUUGAUAGUGAAGUCAAGACACAUUAUUUUAAAUGUUCUGUUGAAACUUGAGCUGUCAUAACUGAUGUUAAAGUACGCAUUUGUGUCACGGCAGGUGUAAUAUCAUUCCGGUUAGCUGAAGCGCUGUGGGUUAUUUAUUUGAUCUGAUCACAACACAUCUCAGGCAAUGGGAAGAACAAGUUUCCAUGACAACAUACAAGAUGUUUACAUGUGCUGGGUGACAGUGCAGUCUUUUUUUUUUUUGUGAGAAGCAGAGAGAAAAUAAAUCAGCAUUUUAUAGGACAAUGGUGCUGUAAAUGGUAUUUUUCAUCUUUUUGUAUUGGUCGGUGUAAAUACCCCUCAGGGAUUAAUUUCUGUUGAUGGAAGAUGAAUAAAGUCAAUUUAAGUAAUUUUAGACAUUGGUCCAAUAUCCUGUUUCAUUCUUACUCACUUGCGUAGUGGGGCAUUAUAAUUAUUAGCUCACAUUUCCUAAUUAAAAACCAUUUUAUCAGUGUUUCACAAGGUUUCAAAGACACAGCCUGGCGUUAACGGUGAUAGCCGUUAGCUCCGUUAGCUACCUCUCGAGAAUAACAGCGCGUGGGACAGUGACACACCUGAUUCAACCCAUCAACACUGUUCAUGCUCUUAGCUGAACUGCACUUAGGAGCCCUAUAGGGCUGUAUAUUACUGACCAGUUGGGGGGCAUUUAUGUCUAUAAAAAUACUUGUCAUUGAAAAAUGUACGGUUAUGAACAAUUUCACCUAGUCUUGAAGCCCCAGCCCCCGAACCCUUCCGCCAUAUAUCGCCACAGAUUUAAUUGGGCUUUUUUUCUUCUUCUACAGAAUUGUUUUCCUUCUACAAAAUAUUUUAUCGAUAAAGUAAUUAAUGUUCAAAACAUAUUAGUAAGCUCCAUUACUUAAAAUAUAG
Messenger RNA from Electrophorus electricus (electric eel), 4011 nucleotides. Its product is annotated as microsomal triglyceride transfer protein. Gene Ontology annotation, biological process: lipid transport; lipoprotein metabolic process; cholesterol homeostasis. The record is from RefSeq and is a predicted model, not a curated record. Lineage: Eukaryota; Metazoa; Chordata; Actinopteri; Gymnotiformes; Gymnotidae. Gene Ontology annotation, cellular component: Golgi apparatus; endoplasmic reticulum; basolateral plasma membrane. Gene Ontology annotation, molecular function: lipid binding.